Clonostachys byssicola is the source of this 873-nucleotide messenger RNA. The record is from the annotation of a GenBank genome assembly. NCBI's taxonomy places the organism in Eukaryota, Fungi, Ascomycota, Sordariomycetes, Hypocreales, Bionectriaceae.
AUGGAAUCAAAAGUUAGCGCCAACAGAUCGAAGCAAAACGUCUGCGGUGCUUUCCCAGGCCGACGGCGACUGGACUGGACGCCGGCCAUUACAACAGUCGCAAUCCUGGGUCUUUGCUUUCUCUUCAGCGUAUCGCCUUCCGGUAACAAUGAGCAAGCAAUGAAUGCUCAAUCUGAACAAGUCACUGGCAGUGGUAAUGCUCAAAAUGACCAGCGUGUUCCCGUCAUUUUCACCCUCAUCGCUCUAGUUGGCGCCACGGCAACACGAAUCAUCCGCAGCGGAAUACAGAGCGUGCACCACAUCGUCCCUCGAGACUCCUCUAUCACAGAUGCACACAAUUCAAGAUUUUGGGCGGGAGUCUUGAGCCCUGUCGCCCUGAGCUUCUACACCGUGUCGCUGGUCGAAACGAUGACGAGUUAUCUCGACGGUGUCGAGGCUAUUUGUGGCUCCGAGAAGGAUUUCAAGUGGAACAUGGCCGUAGGCGACUGGGAGCAUUACGAUAAAGCCGCUGGAAUCUGGCUCAUUCACUUCCUCGUCUGCGCUAUAGCGUCCGGCCUUUUGCUGCAUCUCUGGCCCCAAUCCUGGCCUGGUACCAGGACAAGUUCCCGAUGGCUCGUUUUGCAUUACGCGUCACUUGUGGGCACCGUAACAGCUGUCUUGGUGGUUGGACCUUGCCUCGCGCGUACCUUUCUACAGUUUGCCCUCUCUUGCUCGCUAUUUACGCUUACGGGGAUCUGGCUUUUGGCGAACUGGCGGUGUGUUUUUCAGCAAAGCUUGAAUGACGUUCACAUCCAGUUGCCGUUAUAUGCCCUCUCACUCUACCUUGUUGGCUGGGCUCCGGUACAUGCCUACUGUCAAACCAAUGGCUGUUGA